This is a messenger RNA of Clonostachys solani, 1233 nucleotides long. NCBI's taxonomy places the organism in Eukaryota, Fungi, Ascomycota, Sordariomycetes, Hypocreales, Bionectriaceae. The record is from the annotation of a GenBank genome assembly.
AUGGCUCUCACAAAGGAAAUAUGGACCCGGGUCUUUCAGUACCUGAGAGACACUGAGGAUGGCCAAAAGGAUCUACACGCUGUCUCUCUCGUCUCACAGGACUUCUACCAGCUCGCCUGGCCCAUCUUGUACAAGAACAUUGCCUUCCCUGCCGACUCGUUGAAGCUUCUCAACACCUUGAUGAAAAUGCCCUUCAUAACAGACCUUGUACGCUCUGUGGAGCUGACCGACUCCCGCCCGGCGGGAUAUGUUGCCCAGGCAGAUCGACUGGCAGACAUGACAGUACGAAGCCUGCAGGUUCCCCCCAGACUCAAGGCCCGUCUCGAAAGCCUCGUUGGCGAGUUCUCCUCUGGUAUAUACAACGGCACCCCGACGUUGAUUCUAAGUCAAACACGCAAUGUCGAACGUCUUACCUUGAAACUGGACGAUCCCUGCCCGGACCUGAUGUGGCUCAUCAGCGGGUCGGAGGACGUCGAGUUGCGCUGGGAGCCAGUGCAGCGCUUCCUCUUCGAAGUCGACAAGCUAGAGGAGGAUGAGGAACUCUCAAGCCGGUUCACUCUCCCCGACAUCAUCCCCCCCGAGCCAGAGAUGCCGUCGGCCGUGGACAUGGCCCGGUAUCGCAUGGAAGCCUACCAGCACUACGGCUUGCCAUUCUUGACGGAGCUGACCCUCAUCCACCCCAACGACGGUCCAAAGAUGAGCGUUUACCACCUUGUUCCCCUAAUGACACACCGGGCUCUGCGAGUCCUAUCCCUCAAGGGCGUCUCGUACGAAGCAGCCGACGUGGACUCCAUGAUGAUCACGCCAGUCCAGGCCAACCUCCACACCUUCAGACUCUCAGAUGCCCUUUUUGACGGAGUGGGCAUCAAGGACAUUUUCCAGCGCUUCCCUUACCUCAGAAGCCUCGAACUGAGCUCGGGCAGCCCCAACAAGGCCGACCCCGCGGCCCGGCACCCGGUCAACUUCCGCGAGCUCGGCGACGUGUUGACGAGUUUGGCCAGGCACCUCUAUGUACUCCACCUCGACACAAGAGCUUUCCGAAAGGAGCCCCCCCAGUUCGGGCUCAUGUAUCUGAGCCGGCUCAUCUGCGUCAGGAGGCUGGUCAUCAGCACUGACUGCCUUCGCAACUACGACCCCUCGGUGCCGAAAGGAGAGAUGUGGCGGACCAUGACUCGUGACCUGCCCCUCCGGCUGCAGGAACUAGAGUUCCUAGAGGUGGAUAUCGAAAAUUGA